CAUUCAAUGCCGCACCUCUUUGCCACACCCUCCACCCUUCCAGGAACAAGGCAGCUGCUUACGGCGUCCCAAAAAGCUUGAAGCGACGCAAACGAGCUUUUGAUUGGUGUGCAGCUCGUCUCGGGUCUGAUGCGAGAGUAGGCCCGACAGCCAACAUGCCGAUCCUCAUCCGAGUACGGUCCAAAGAUGGACUCUUUCGCUGCAAUGUGGAGCCGAGCGACGAUAUUUCCAAGUUGCUUGAGCAGCUACAACUUAACAUCCCCAAUGCCGACUUGUCGACUAUCACGCUAGGUAAUCAGCCAAGAGGCGGGCCUGAGAUGAAGGCGACAGAGAUCGUAGGGAAUAGCAUCGGGGAUCUAGGGCUCAAACAUGGGCAUCUUCUGUACGCCAACUACACAGACAAAGUCGGCGCAGAAGAACCAGAAGCGCAACCCUCGGCUGCGUCUUCUUCCUCCACGAGAAAAUCUGCGGGUGGGAGCACCCCUGCUGCCACGGCAGGCCCGAAAAAGCCGUGGGAGCUGGCUGAGGAGGAGCCGAUUGAUGCGUACUGGGCUUCGCGCGAUGGCAAAAUUCCGCGCCAGCGAGAUACCAAGUUCUGCCGACAUGGCGUGCAGGGGAUGUGCGACUAUUGCAUGCCACUAGAACCAUACGACGCGCGAUACCAGACGGAAAAGAACAUCAAGCAUCUUUCAUAUCAUGCUCAUCUGCGCAAGCUCAAUGCUGGCUCAAACAAAGGCCAAGGUACGAGUUGGAUUCCGCCGCUGGAAGAGGCCGACUACACGGUCAAGGUACCGUGUCCAUCUGGUCAGCAUCCUGAAUGGCCCGCAGGAAUCUGCACAAAGUGCCAGCCAUCCGCCAUCACUUUGCAGCGGCAGACAUAUCGCAUGGUUGACCACGUAGAGUUCAGCCAGCCUGAUUUGAUCGAGAACCUGCUCAAGUUUUGGCGCAGCACUGCGUCGCAGCGCUUUGGCUUUUUGCUCGGCAGAUACGAGCCGUAUGCGGACGUGCCUAUGGGUAUCAAGGCUGUUGUCGAGGCGAUCCAUGAGCCGCCGCAGGAGGGCGAGCUGGACGGCGUCACGAUCGGCGUGCCAUGGGAGGACCAGCCGCGCAUCGAUGCGUUAGCCAAGCAGUGCGGGUUGCAGUUUGUCGGUAUGAUCUACAGCGAUCUCACGGCCGACACAAAGGCCGAUGAAAAGGACAGCAGCAAGGUGACUUCGACGGGAAAGGUCCUCUGCAAGCGACACAAGGACAGCUUCUUUCUCUCUGGCAACGAGGUGCUCUUUGCUGGCGCACUGCAGAAUGCCAAUUCAACGUCUUCACGCAUGUCCGCGAGCGGGCGGUACAACUCGCGCUUUGUCACGUGCGUCCUGACGGGCAACCUGGAAGGGGAGGUCGGCGUCGAGGCAUAUCAGGUCAGUGAACAGGCAAUGAGCAUGGUGAAGGCCGACAUGAUCGAGGCCAGUGUCAGUCCGAGCAUCAUCCGUAUCAAACCGAGCGACUCGAAGCGAUAUGUGCCGGAGGUCUUUUUCAGGUACAAGAACGAGUAUGGGCUGGAUGUCAAGGAGAGCGCAAAGCCCACCUUCCCGGUCGAAUAUCUCAUCGUCAACGUGACAAACGGCUUCCCAACGAGCGCCUCGCCGCGCUUCCUGUCAAGCAAGUUCCCCAUCGAGAACCGACAGGGCUUGACGGACCAAGGCGCGCAAAACUUCUUCCAUGAAUUGACGCGCAUCCUCGGUGGCAAGGAGCUCCUUCCGCUCGGCUCCUCGGGCGGUGGCGACUCUGGCAAGGGCAAAGGCAAAGCCCGCGAUGCGAUGGGCGGUGAGACGAUGGAUGUGCGCAAAGAGCUGACGAGGUACCUGAGCGACUGGCACCUGCUCAGCUUUGUGCAGACGCUAGACCUGCUGGGCGGUGAGGAUAUCGCUGCGCUAUGCAAGCUCGCAACUUCCCACGACGAGCAAGGCGCGCUGGACGAGCUCAUCACCAAGCCUGGAUGGCAGACCCUCGUCACCGUCGCGAAAGAAAGUGCGCCGGCUGCAGAGAGUACGGCAGAUGCAAGGGGCGGCACAGGAGGCGGAUUUGGAGGCUCAUUUGGGGAGGCUCUCGAUGAUGAGCUGACCGCAGAGGAGAUUGCCGCAAUUAUCGCGAGCACAGAGGGUGAUUUUGGUGGCGGUGGCGGAGGAGCGAGUGCAAAGGCCGAUCUAUUAGAUAAUGAGGCUGCCGUGUCUCCGACAAUCUCCGACUUUCAAUCAGCGCCCACGAGCCGAAGGUCUUCGAAUCAUGCACAGCCACAGGCACCGCCGCUCGGCUCGACCACAUACGCAGCUCGCAGCUCCUCUGCGGCGCAUCCCGUUGGUGCAAGACCGCGGCGCGCAGGCGAUCUUUUCGAGUUUACCGGCGAGGAGGAUGACCCGAUCGAAAUCGGCGAUGACGAAGACGAUGAUGACUUUCAAGACGUUGCAUCGGAGGAGGAGGACAACGAAGAUGUCACCAUGACCUCCGCGCCGCCUGCGAGUAGCAGGGGUGCCAGGGCCGCACCAGCAGCAGCUGCUGCGACAAGGCACGAGGUGAUGGACCUGACGGACACGGAAGAGGGUGACGAGGGUGACCAGCGAGCCUGUCCCACGUGCACGGUUCUCAACCGUGCCACUGCUAUCGAGUGUCAUUUGUGCGGUUUACCCAUGAGCCUCAGCUAGCUCGCAAGCGGGCUUCCUUGUAUCUCUUUGCUUGGGCAUGCGCCUUGCAAUACAAU
Messenger RNA from Tilletiaria anomala UBC 951, 2749 nucleotides. RefSeq names its product NPL4-domain-containing protein. Gene Ontology annotation, molecular function: ubiquitin binding; ubiquitin protein ligase binding. Gene Ontology annotation, cellular component: nucleus. The record is from RefSeq and is a predicted model, not a curated record. Gene Ontology annotation, biological process: ubiquitin-dependent protein catabolic process. Lineage: Eukaryota; Fungi; Basidiomycota; Exobasidiomycetes; Georgefischeriales; Tilletiariaceae. The transcript has 5 exons. The coding region runs from base 156 to 2693 and encodes 845 amino acids.